AAACAAGGACUUAGUUUACGAAAAUAUAACUUCUUAACAAAUCUAAAACGAAUUUUCGCCAACAAGAUUAUGUGACACACUGUGAACAUUUUUGACUUGAUUAAGUAAUGUUAUAAGUUAUUGUGAAAGUGAAAUAAGACUCGGACGAUGCAUUUAUCGAGUGAAGUGAGUUCGACAACGAACGGGCUGGGCCACGAGGCGCCGUCUUCGAGUUAUGGUGGUAGCGGUCUGCCGAGUCAGCCGCUCACGGCGGAACUUCUUGCUGAGAGGACCUUGGAGGGAUUGCUGGCUGAUCACCCUGGAGAGUUGGUGAAGACUGGCAGUCCUCAUGUGGUUUGCACAGUACUGCCUCCGCACUGGCGGUCCAACAAGACGUUGCCGGUGGCGUUCAAGGUGGUGGCGCUGGGCGACGUCGGCGACGGCACGCUGGUCACCGUGCGCGCCGGCAACGACGAGAACUGCUCCGCCGAGCUGAGGAACUGCACGGCAGUUAUGAAGAACCAGGUCGCCAAGUUCAACGACCUUAGGUUCGUCGGGAGAAGUGGAAGGGGUAAAUCAUUCACAUUGACAAUAAUGCUGGCAACGUCGCCGCCGCAAGUCGCCACCUACCAGAAGGCGAUCAAGGUGACGGUGGACGGGCCCAGGGAGCCGCGGUCCAAGACUCGCCACCACGGCUUCCAUCCCUUCCAUUUUGGGCCGAGAUUCGCCCCUGAUCCCCUCAUGGGAUCUUUACCAUUUAAGUUAUCAGGUAUCGCUCAUCAACUAGCUGGGUUACCAGGUAGCGAGUGGGGAGCACUGGCUCGACACUAUCCACCACCGAUACUGCCGGCUCAUCCGCACUUCACACCUCAUGUCCUUCCUCCGGCUCACACGCAGCCGCCACACGUGCCACCACCCCCACACGAAACAGAUGUAUCAUCAGAGAAUCCAAUAGCGAUGCGAGCACACAGCACGACAAGCCCGGCCAAUUCUCGUCCAAGUUCACCGCAAGAUGACGACAUCUCCGUCACAGCGUCCAUAAGUCCGCCGCCUGACGACCGUCCUGGCGCAUUCACGUCAGUAACGCGAACGCGCAAACCACUCCAGCCGCUGCCAGCGCCAUCUAGUCUAUUCCACAGCGCGUUGGCAGCGCAAUUAUUCUUAAACUCGCCAUUAUUGCCCACUCCACCCGCGUGGCUGUAUUCCCAACUGUACGGAGGUUACGACUGGUGGCUGCGACCGCCGGCUCCUCAAGAGGAUUCUAGUUCAAGUCCAGACAGAGACGAGGAAGGAUCCACAACAUCUGGGGCGGGAAAAAAAAGACCCGCGUCUCCUGAAUGGUCGGAACAAGGAGUCCGAACUCGCAGUAAAUCACUUAUCACGCCGGAGAAGAGACCGGUGGAUGUAUGGCGUCCGUAUUAGUGAAA
Manduca sexta (tobacco hornworm) is the source of this 1406-nucleotide messenger RNA. It is a transcript of the gene RunxB, whose product is annotated as runt-related transcription factor 1. The coding region runs from base 148 to 1401 and encodes 417 amino acids. The transcript has 5 exons. Gene Ontology annotation, biological process: regulation of DNA-templated transcription. Gene Ontology annotation, cellular component: nucleus. Lineage: Eukaryota; Metazoa; Arthropoda; Insecta; Lepidoptera; Sphingidae. The record is from RefSeq and is a predicted model, not a curated record. Gene Ontology annotation, molecular function: RNA polymerase II cis-regulatory region sequence-specific DNA binding; DNA-binding transcription factor activity, RNA polymerase II-specific; ATP binding.